CUUAUCCUUAGCCCGCUCUCUCUAAUUACACUAUAAUCUCUAAAGAUGGUUGCCAAGGUUUCUGCCAUGGUGCUUAUUUCCAUGGCCAUCAUGGCCGCUCAAGCACAACAACCAGCACAGCAGCAGCCAAAGAGUGUCUGUAACCAGGAUAUCACUGGCACUGGUCAGGGUGAUUUGGAUGCUAUCAGAGGCUGCAAGCAAUUCUAUGGAUCCAUCACCAUGGAUAGUCCACCUGUGGAUCGACUGACACUGGACGGCGUCGAGCAGAUCACUGGCAAUGUUUUGAUCAAAGGAAGCAGCUCGCUUAGAAGCUUCAGUGCACCCAACUUGAAAUCUGUCCAAGGCGCCUUGACGAUCCGUGAGCACACAGCUUUGCAGCAGCUGGAUCUGCCUGUACUUCAAGAAGCCACAAGCCUGACGCUGGGCGUCUUGCCAGAGCUCGAAAAGAUUGAUUUCCCUGCCGGUCUUAGCAAGGUUCAAGACUUGACCAUCGAAGAUACGCGCGCAUCUGUCAUUGGUGGUCUCAAGCUUGACUCGUUGAAUAAGUUUACGCUUACCGAAAACAACUUGAUGAACUCGUUUGAUUUCCCAGUUAAGGAGGUGACUGGUGAGCUUUAUGUGGUUGGCAAUGGCAAUAAUAUGGAGUUCAAGGCCUCAGAACUCGCCAGUCUCCAGACGGGUACAUUCCGCAAUUUGGGUACAAUCAACCUGUCCGGCCUCAGCCACGUGGUCUCUGAUAUCUCGUUCCAUCAAAAUGAGUUUACCUCACUUCAUCUGGACAACUUGCAAGACAUUGGCGGUACGGUGACGAUUGCCAACAACAACAAGUUGAGCGAGACUUCAAUGAAGCAGCUGAGCCUGAUCGGUGGCGCCUUGUCUGUUGGUAACAACACUCAGCUGACAUCCAUUAGCGGCUAUCCGAAACUUUCUGCUGUACAUGGUACGGUCGAUCUCGCUGGCGGGUUCGAUACCUACGAGCUGCCUGCAUUGCAAGACGUCCGUGGUGGUAUGCGUAUUCAAACCACCAGCGCCAAGUUCCCAUGCCCGGAUGCUGAGAAGAAGUUCAAGGCCAGCAGUGUUGUCAAGGGUAGUAUCUGGGGCUGCAAGUCCAAUAUGGAUGCCAAUAACAUGGAUCCUACCAUCGGCCAAGGCGGCGGUGGGUCUGCAGGUGGCCCUACUGGGGGCAUGACCAACAAGAAGCAAAAUGGAAAGUCUGGAUCAUCUGAUUCUACCAUUGCCCAGUCUGGCGCUACCACUACUGCUACGGUAUCCAUGAUCCAGGGUGCUUAUUUGGCCGUGGCCGCUGGUUUGGCUUUCACUUUCGGCCUUUAACUGUUUUUCCCACUAUAAAAAUCAACCUAUGCCUUUUUAAACAAUGUUCAACUCUAUGUUUACCUAUAGAACAAUGGAUAUAUCGAUC
Zychaea mexicana is the source of this 1420-nucleotide messenger RNA. RefSeq lists its product as uncharacterized. The coding region runs from base 46 to 1332 and encodes 428 amino acids. The transcript has 3 exons. Gene Ontology annotation, biological process: fungal-type cell wall organization. Gene Ontology annotation, cellular component: fungal-type cell wall; plasma membrane. The record is from RefSeq and is a predicted model, not a curated record. NCBI's taxonomy places the organism in Eukaryota, Fungi, Mucoromycota, Mucoromycetes, Mucorales, Lichtheimiaceae.